Molecule: messenger RNA, 240 nt
Organism: Guillardia theta CCMP2712
Lineage: Eukaryota; Cryptophyceae; Pyrenomonadales; Geminigeraceae
Exons: 2
Molecular function (GO): protein binding; fatty-acyl-CoA binding
Source: RefSeq, a predicted model, not a curated record
GAGUUUGGGAACACGCUCAUUAUCGUUGCAGCACAGACGGGGUCCAAGAAGAUGUGCAAGAUCCUGUUGAGGAGAGGAGCGGACCUCAAUGCGCAGAACUGGCGGGGCCAAACAGCGCUGCAUUUCUGCUUCCAAUACAGAUACGAAGACCUCGGGAACUAUCUCCGUGAGAAAGGAGCGAAUGAUGGAAUCUUGAAUCACUACGGUCUGUCUUGCUAUCAGGGUUUGGAGCCCAAGUAA